Messenger RNA from Solea solea (common sole), 1696 nucleotides. RefSeq names its product adaptor related protein complex 1 subunit mu 2 (gene ap1m2). The record is from RefSeq and is a predicted model, not a curated record. Lineage: Eukaryota; Metazoa; Chordata; Actinopteri; Pleuronectiformes; Soleidae. Gene Ontology annotation, biological process: vesicle-mediated transport; intracellular protein transport. Gene Ontology annotation, molecular function: clathrin-cargo adaptor activity. Gene Ontology annotation, cellular component: clathrin-coated vesicle; clathrin adaptor complex. The coding region runs from base 191 to 1465 and encodes 424 amino acids. The transcript has 12 exons.
GGUGACGUCACGACCCCUUCACGGGUAAAGGGGAAACGAAACGGUCGACUCGGUGACCAGCUGUGGCCGAGGCUCUUUGACUUCUCCCGGCGUGGAUGGCGAAACCGCAGUGACACGAGUGGACACUUGAAGCUGAGUUUUGUUGUGUCGUGUCAACCGAACGUGGACGGAGAAGAAGAAGAAACACGACAUGUCGGCCUCCGCUAUAUUCGUGUUGGACCUGAAGGGGAAGGUUUUGAUUUGUCGAAACUACAAGGGCGAUGUGGACAUGGCGGAGAUCGACCACUUUAUGUCUUUACUCAUGCAGCACGAGGAGGACGGGCUUAUCUGUCCAGUAAUGUCACACGGAAACGUUCACUUCAUGUGGAUCAAGCACAGCAACCUUUACUUGGUGGCCACCACAAACAAGAACUCCAACGCCUCCCUGGUGUACUCAUUUCUCUACAAACUAGUCGAGGUCUUCACAGAGUAUUUCAAAGAGCUGGAGGAGGAGAGCAUUCAGGAUAAUUUUGUGGUCGUCUAUGAGCUGCUGGAUGAGCUGAUGGAUUUUGGAUUCCCUCAGACGACUGACAGCAAGAUCCUACAGGAAUACAUUACCCAAGAAGGUGCCAAGCUCGAGGUGGCAAAGAGCAAGGUGCCGACAACUGUCACCAAUGCUGUCUCCUGGAGGUCAGAGGGCAUCAAGUACAAGAAGAACGAGGUGUUUAUCGAUGUCAUUGAGUCCAUCAACGUGCUGGUGAAUGCUAACGGCAGUGUGAUGAGCAGUGACAUUGUGGGCAGCAUCAAGCUGAAAACCAUGCUCUCUGGGAUGCCUGAACUGCGCCUGGGCCUCAAUGAUCGAGUACUUUUUGCCCUCACUGGACGUGACAAAGGGAAGACGGUGGUGAUGGAAGACGUUAAAUUUCACCAGUGUGUCCGUCUCUCACGUUUUGAGAGUGAUCGCACAAUCUCCUUCAUCCCUCCAGACGGGGAAUCUGAGCUCAUGUCUUACCGCAUCAAUACUCAUGUGAAGCCUCUGAUAUGGAUCGAAUCAGUCAUAGAGAAGUUUUCUCACAGUAGAGUGGAAAUCAUGGUGAAGGCAAAGGGGCAGUUUAAAAAACAGUCAGUGGCAAAUAAUGUGGAGGUGAGGGUCCCAGUUCCCAGUGAUGCUGACUCACCUAAGUUCAAAACCAGCACAGGCCAUGCCAAGUAUGUGCCUGAGAAGAACCUAGUGGUGUGGACCAUCAAGUCUUUCCCUGGGGGCAAAGAGUUUCUAAUGAGAGCUCAUUUCGGUUUGCCUAGUGUGGAAAAUGAGGAGCUUGAGGGCAAACCUCCAAUAACAGUCAAAUUUGAAAUCCCCUACUUCACAGUCUCAGGAAUACAGGUGCGAUAUAUGAAGAUCAUAGAAAAAAGUGGCUACCAGGCUUUGCCCUGGGUCCGCUAUAUUACACAGAGUGGAGAUUACCAGCUGAGGACCAAUGUAUAAAACUUGGAGGAAUACACUGCUAUGUAUGACUCACUUCCAGGACUCCCGGAGGAGCGUCAAUAAUCACUUUAACUGUUGACUGAAAGAAUGUCUUCAAAAUUUCACCUGUUCUUUAAAAUGUCAAAUGUUUAUGAAGUCUGUGUGUAGCUUGAUUUUAGUGUUUUUACUGUGAUCACUGUUAAUUAUUGAAAUGCUUAAUGAUUCCCAUUUAAACAAAAAAAUUGUUGUGUA